Loxodonta africana (African savanna elephant) is the source of this 614-nucleotide messenger RNA. It is a transcript of the gene TXN, whose product is annotated as thioredoxin. Bases 126 to 464 code for a protein of 112 amino acids. Gene Ontology annotation, cellular component: cytosol. The transcript has 6 exons. Gene Ontology annotation, molecular function: protein-disulfide reductase activity. NCBI's taxonomy places the organism in Eukaryota, Metazoa, Chordata, Mammalia, Proboscidea, Elephantidae. The record is from RefSeq and is a predicted model, not a curated record.
UCAAGCUCUGUCCGGCGCUUCGGGUAUAUUUCUUGUGCUUCAAAGGGCCGCUCAUCAGUCUCCAACCGCCAAAAUGGUGAAACAGAUCGAGGGCAAGAUGGGGUGAGACCAGUGAAGUACCUUAGAUGACCAUUCACAAGCUUUUAAGGCCCCAGAUGCUACCCACCAAAGAGGAUUUCCAGGCAGCCUUGAACAGUGCUGGAGAUAAACUUGUAGUAGUUGACUUCUCAGCCACGUGGUGUGGGCCUUGCAAAAUGAUCAAGCCUUUCUUUCAUUCCCUCUCCGAGAAAUAUGGCAACGUGGUGUUCCUUGAAGUCGAUGUGGAUGACUGUCAGGAUGUUGCUUCAGAGUGUGAAGUCAAAUGUAUGCCAACAUUUCAGUUUUAUAAAAAGGGAGUAAAGGUGGGUGAAUUUUCUGGUGCUAAUAAGGAAAAACUUGAAGCCACCAUUAAUGAAUUAAGCUAAUCAUGUUUUCUGAAAACAUAACCAGCCAUCAGCUGUUUAAAACUUACCUUUUUUUAUUUACAAAAAAGAAAGAUCAAGUAUGAAGACUAUAUGCCCAACUGCCAUCUGAUUAUAAAUGACAAUAAAAUAUUAAUUUUACCCUUUUUAAAA